AUGUGGGAAUUAGGAGUGGUGUUGCUGAGCUUUCUUCUCCAAAUAGGAAGCAAGGCUGAUACUGAAAAAUGCAAGAAUCAUGAGCUGCCCCCUCCACUUUAUGAGUAUCCACAGUUGGGUGAUCUCAUGAUUGGUGCCAUUGCUUCUCUGUCCUUCAUUGUGCCUGAUCCAAUAACCUUCACAGGGGAGCCCCCACUAGUAUUGCUGGAUGAACAUGCUGUGUUGCCAAAGAAUUACCAGCAUAUCCUGGCCCUGACGUUUGCAGUGAAGGAGAUCAAUGACAACCCUCACAUUUUACCCAACCUCACCUUGGGCUUUUGUAUCUAUGAUAGCUACUUCACGGCCAAGUGGACCUAUCAGACCACCUUGCUACUGAUAUGUGUGGCAGGGAGAUUAGUCCCGAACUACAAAUGCGACAUCCAACAACACUUGAAAGCAGUCAUGGGGGGACUGGAUGCCCAAACCUCCCUUCAUGUAGCAAAUCUCGUGGACAUCUAUAAGAUUCCACAGCUGAUAUAUGGCUCUGCACCAGUAAUGAAUGAUAAAACCCCAGGCCUUCCCUUUUACAACAUGACUCCCAAGGAGUCCCUUCAGUAUGCAGGGAUUCUCUCUUUGCUGCUGCAUUUCAGGUGGACAUGGAUUGGGACAGUCGUUAUGGAUAAUGACAGUGGGGAACGAUUUCUGCAAAUUGUAGUCCCACUGUUUUCUGAGAGUGGUGUCUGUUUGGCCUUCAUUGAAAAAAUCCCUGAACUUACUUAUGUCACAGAAAUGAAAGACAUGUUUAAGAAGGGGGCGAAAAUCCAUGAUCAUAUUAUGGAUAGCACAGCCAAUGUAUUGGUAGCCAAUGGAGAAUCAUAUUUCAUGACAUUUUUUAGGUGGUUUCCCUAUCUAUCAGAACAAGAUCAUGUGACAAGUAUACCGAUUGGAAAAGUAAUGAUUGUGACAGCUCAGGUGGAGCUCACAUCACUAGUUUAUCAAAGGGAUUGGAACACAGACAUUUUGCAUGGUGCUCUUUCUUUCACAAUUCAAUCGAACCAUGUCCCAGGAUUUAAACAAUUCCUGAAUGCACAAGAUCCUUCCAGUCCAAAGGGAAAUGGCUUUAUUAGGUCUUUCUGGCAAAAUGCUUUCAACUGUGUAUUCCCAGAUCCAUUUCCGGGCAAUUUAGAUGGGAAUAUCUGCACUGGGGAUGAAAAACUGGAGUUUCUUCCUGCAACUUUUUUUGAAAUGAGCUUGACUGGUCACAGCUACAAUGUCUACAAUGCUGUCCAUGCGGUGGCCCAUGCCUUACAUGCCAUGACUUCAUCUAGUCUGAGGAACAGAGGAAUGGUGACCAGAGGUGGACUGAUGUUUCUGAAUCAAGUACAGUGGCAGGCACAGCCUCUAUCUGUGUGCAGUGAGAGCUGCAAUCCUGGAUUUAGGAAGAAGGUCAAGGAAGGGGAGCCAUUUUGCUGCUAUGAUUGCAUCCCAUGUCCUGAAGGGAAAAUUUCAAGCAAGAAUGACUUGCCUUUCUGUUAUUCAUGUGAAGAUGAGAAGUACCCGAGCAAGCACCAGGAUUUCUGUAUACCUAAGGAUGUUAACUACUUUUCUUAUGAAGAACCUUUGGGCUCCAUUUUAACUGCUUUUAUUAUUCUCUUCUGCUUGAUCACGGCUCUGGUGCUAGGAACCUUUCUGAAGCAUCAUGAGACACCCAUCGUCAAAGCCAACAACCAGCAUCUCACCUACACUCUCCUCGUCUCCCUCCUGCUCUGCUUCCUCUGCGCACUGCUCUUCAUUGGCCAGCCACACCAGCUGACAUGCCUCCUGCGACAAACUGCUUUUGGUGUCAUCUUCUCAGUGGCUGUUUCUUGUGUGCUCACAAAGACAGUCAUGGUGGUUUUGGCCUUCAGAGCCACCAAACCAGGAUCCACAAUGAGGAAGUGGAUGGGGAAGAGAGUAGCUAACACGCUCCUUCUUUCCUGUUGCCUUCUUCAGGCAGCCAUCUGCCUUGCCUGGUUGGCAACUUCUCCUCCUUUUCUCAAUGUGGACAUGCAUUCAGUGGCUGAAGAAAUCAUCCUGGAAUGUAAUGAGGGAUCUAUGACAAUGUUUUACUGUGCCCUGGGCUAUCUGGGCUUCCUGGCAAUGGUCAGCUUCAUGGUGGCUUUUCUUGCCAGGAAGCUCCCAGACAGUUUCAAUGAGGCCAAGUUCAUCACUUUCAGCAUGUUGGUCUUUUGUAGUGUGUGGUUAUCCUUUGUGCCUUCCUACCUGAGCACCAAAGGAAAAUACCUGGUGACUGUAGAGAUCUUUUCCAUCUUAGCCUCCAGUUCUGGCCUGCUGGUUUGCAUCUUCUUCCCAAAAUGUUACAUCAUUGUGCUGAAACCCAACUUGAACAAGAAGGAACAUCUAAUAAGGGGAAGAGAUUGA
Molecule: messenger RNA, 2400 nt
Organism: Varanus komodoensis (Komodo dragon)
Lineage: Eukaryota; Metazoa; Chordata; Lepidosauria; Squamata; Varanidae
Product: extracellular calcium-sensing receptor-like
Exons: 5
Coding region: 1-2400 (799 amino acids)
Biological process (GO): G protein-coupled receptor signaling pathway
Cellular component (GO): membrane
Molecular function (GO): G protein-coupled receptor activity
Source: RefSeq, a predicted model, not a curated record